AUGAGUGAUCUCCAAAAGUCCUUUGCUAAGGCUAAACUGGGCAAGCUUCCCUCGGAAGCACCCAUGUACCACUCAGUGAACAUCCCAGAAGAACAUCACGACGAGGAUGGCUCUUCCGCUUCCUCGGUGUCUUCGACGGGGACUUUAAUGCCCUCGCCUACGAGGAAUCUAUUUGCCCGAAGAGGCGGUGGGCAAACAACCCAAUCACUAUCUUGGACAGACUUCUUCAGCCAGGAACUAUUCCUACCCGAAGAAAUCAACGGAAUCCAAAUCAUCCAUCAUGUAUACUUGACACCACCGUCCGAAUCAGGCCCAUUAUUCGUGAUGCAUCACGGCGCAGGCUCAUCAGGCCUCUCAUUCGCAACCUGUGCAGACGAGCUGCGGAAACUCCUUCCGAAAGCAGGUGUACUGUCUAUCGAUGCAAGAAGUCAUGGCCGCACCGCUAUGACUCCAAAAUCAAAGCCUUUCAAGCAAGAUAAUCCUUCCACUGGACUCGCUGCUCAGGCCGAGGCUGAUGCAAAGAUUGAACUCGAUCUCAGUCUGGAUACUCUCAGCCGAGACCUUGUCUUUGUAAUUCGUGAGACACAGGCAAAAAUGGGCUGGGAGAAUCUCCCGGAUAUGGUGCUCGUCGGUCACAGUCUUGGUGGUGCAGUCAUUACUGAUGUAGCCAAGAAAGGCGAACUCGGCUCGAAGCUACUGGCGUAUGCAGUGCUAGAUGUCGUUGAAGGAUCCGCUAUGGACGCCCUCCAAAGUAUGGAGAACUAUCUCUCCACCCGACCAACCCGAUUUCCUUCACUAACAUCAGGAAUCGAGUGGCACACUCGUUCCCGAACAAUUCGAAACCAUACAUCAGCCCGAGUAUCCGUCCCGUCCCUCAUCUACGAGGAGACCGAGCCAACCGACCCCUCACGCCCCUGGGUAUGGCGCACGAAUCUCUCCGCCACCAAGCCAUUCUGGGAGAAUUGGUUCAUAGGUUUGAGUCGCAAGUUUCUUGAUGCGCGGGGUGGCAAGCUAUUACUGCUGGCGGGGACGGAUCGAUUGGAUAAAGAAUUGAUGAUUGGACAGAUGCAAGGAAAAUACCAACUUCAAGUCUUUCCAGAAGCGGGUCAUUUCAUCCAGGAAGAUCAACCGAGCAAGACGGCGCAGGUGUUGGCUGAUUUUUACAGGCGGAACGAUCGUAGUGCGUUGGUACUGCCGCCCAAGGUGGGCGAUUUGCAGGCAGCUGCUGCGAUGAAGAAAGGCGCUGGCGUCUUUGAGAAAUGA
Molecule: messenger RNA, 1263 nt
Organism: Penicillium subrubescens
Lineage: Eukaryota; Fungi; Ascomycota; Eurotiomycetes; Eurotiales; Aspergillaceae
Gene: ppe1
Product: putative ribosomal protein/carboxylic ester hydrolase (Ppe1)
Exons: 5
Coding region: 1-1263 (420 amino acids)
Biological process (GO): protein demethylation
Molecular function (GO): protein methylesterase activity
Source: RefSeq, a predicted model, not a curated record